UUACCCAAGUAGUAGCUAGCUCGUUACACGCGUGCUAAUGCUCUAUAAUAUCUAAUAUCUAGACACUUAUAUUUAUAUAUAUAUUUGCGUUAACUAAGCUAGCAAGCGGCUACUUAGCGUUAGUGUGUGCUGCCUCCACAGUGUUUGGAGAUUUUACCUUUAAACAUGUCCGGCCCAGAGGAUGUUCUGCAGCAGGUCUCCCAGCUGUGGUCCAUGAUGGACGAGCUUUCCCUGAGUGACCCCGCAGCUUACCGCAGGUUCAUCCACACUCAGCUGGAGGAGGGAGCCGGGUUCACUUCACCGCCGGAGCUCGACUCGUGCCUGUGCGCUGAAGUACUGGAGCCGAACAAAGGGUUGUUGUAUCUCAACAUAUGCAGCUGGAAACGAGUGCCAGUGCGUCAGGAUCCCAGCAAGCCGUUACCUAUAUGUGCUGGAAAACUGGAAACAGACACAAGUGAAAGUCCAGGCUUGUACACUGUAUUGGAUGUGGCUUUAAACCCUGCAGUGCUAGAAAACAAUAAGAAAGACAAAACAGCAUUGUAUACACUCUCCCUGAGUUUUGCCCAGCAGCAGCAUGGGUUGAGGUUAUCUCAGCAGUACACUGUCAUCACAUGUAGCCCAAAGAGUAGUCCAGAGGACCUGCACCGCCGCCUUGGGUUUCAGCAGUGGCCCAACAGCAGACAACCUGACACAGCCAGUCAAACCCCAGCCGCCCUUCUGCAGCAGAUCGCCUCUCUACGUUCAGGGCAACAAGAUGACGAGCCGGCUGCCCGAAUUAUCUGUACACCCGCAGAGAACAAAAAGAAGGAUCUUAUCCAGGUCAUCUCCAGCACUUUUGAGCAGACUCAGAAGCCAAUGCACCAACUUCAGGUGAAAACUGAUACAGCAGGAGUGCCUCACAGCGUGGAGCUGACAGUAGAGCUGCCAAAAGUUCACUCCGUGUCAGAGUGCCAGCUGAGAAUUUCCAAGGAUGACGUCCUAUUGGAAGUGGAGGAUGUUUGCUAUCUGCUUCUGGACUUUCCAAUAACUGUGAAUGAAGACACUGCAUCUGCAGUCUUUAACAAGAAGAAACGACAGCUUGCAUUGAAGGUGGAUGUUCUGUGACCGUUUGUUUUGAUUGAGAGAGAAGCGUAGAACAAGCGCUCAGUCGUGCUUGGAAUCGGCUGAGGAAACUGACACUGAACUGACCUCAAAAUAAAUUGCCAAAAAGAAAUGAAAUUUCUUCUCUGCAAAUCGAAAUCCUUGGCAACAUGUUUACGUUUGACAAACAAGCGCUAAAAAACAAACAACAGCUGCUCUGUAAACUGGUUCUCACGUAAAAUCUUAAAUACUUUUCUGUUAAAAA
Paralichthys olivaceus (Japanese flounder) is the source of this 1345-nucleotide messenger RNA. It is a transcript of the gene pih1d2, whose product is annotated as PIH1 domain containing 2. NCBI's taxonomy places the organism in Eukaryota, Metazoa, Chordata, Actinopteri, Pleuronectiformes, Paralichthyidae. Gene Ontology annotation, cellular component: R2TP complex; ribonucleoprotein complex; cytoplasm. The record is from RefSeq and is a predicted model, not a curated record. Gene Ontology annotation, biological process: rRNA processing; box C/D snoRNP assembly.